CACUUCAUCGUCUGCAUUACUAUUAGCCAUUUUGAUUCCUUCUUUUGCAUCACUUUGCUCUCAUCAUACCAGAAAAGUGAUACAAACAAAAACAAAAACACUGAGUUCAUUGAGUUGAGAGAGAGAGAAAGAGCAUGGACGGAAGAGGAGGUUGUUGUAUAGUCAGAAAUGCAACUGGUGCAUACGAUAUGUCAACCAUGGAAAGAAUAAUGCUUAGGUUUCGCCCUAUCGCUCCGAAACCUUCAGUUGCCGGAACCGGAACCAGAACCGGAAACACCGCUUCUGAAGGCUCUUCUUCAGAGAGCGGUGAUGCUUUUUACCAAACUAGCAGAGCUAGGAGAAAGUACGUCAAACAAAACAGUACUCCUGAGAAACGAAGGAUCCGCCGGAAGAAAACCGUUUCUUCAACGCAUCCGGUGCCGGUAACUCUUCCUUUACUUCCGGAAACUCCCGAUCCAAAGGAGUCUCCGGCGAGAGAUCUAACCCUAACUGGAGAAAAUAAAAACAUGCCACCGUGUCAGUGGCUGAGUUUCGAGAACCACAACAAGGUAGUAACGGUGGAUCCGGUUACGAAGUGCUAUUAUUCGAGCGUGACGGUGGAGUGCGUGAUGGACGCGUGGGUGGAGGGAGAGGGACUAGGGAGUACGGACGAAGAAAAGAGAAUGAAGAUGAGCGUGGACACGUGUCCGGGGUUUAUAUCGGACGGUUACGGGAGAGUGACGUGGACAAACGGUGCGUAUAGGGAGAUGAUGGGUGAGGGAGGUGUAGGGUUGUUGAUGAAAGUAAGUGGCGUGGUUCUGUCUCCGUCGUUCACGUGUAGGGUUAGAGUGGUGCAGUUUGAAUGUGGGAGUGGAAGGGAGAGAAACUCUCUUACCCUACCUUGUGAUGUGUGGAGAAUGGAUUUUGGUGGGUUUGCAUGGAGGUUAGAUGUUAAAGCUGCUCUUAGCUUGCGAUUGGGUUGCUAAAACUAAAUCACUCCUUUUCUAAGUUUAAUUUCUGUUUUCGUUUUUUUUUUUUCUUCUUCCAAGAAGUCAAGAACACUGUUCACUCUAUUGAGUACUGGUAGUUGUAUUUGAGUUGAACCAUAAAUGUACAUACUAGCUGGUUGACUGUAAAUUAGAGUUGUCUGAGUUGGUUGUCUUCUGUUCCUUUGAGCUUGGAACACCGGUUGGCCGAUGAAUGUGUACACACACUACUAUGAUUAUCGUUUUUAAUUGUUUAUUUAAUGCCUUAACUCAA
Vicia villosa (hairy vetch) is the source of this 1239-nucleotide messenger RNA. RefSeq lists its product as uncharacterized. The record is from RefSeq and is a predicted model, not a curated record. NCBI's taxonomy places the organism in Eukaryota, Viridiplantae, Streptophyta, Magnoliopsida, Fabales, Fabaceae. The transcript has a single exon. The coding region runs from base 135 to 965 and encodes 276 amino acids.